Molecule: messenger RNA, 1094 nt
Organism: Sorghum bicolor (sorghum)
Lineage: Eukaryota; Viridiplantae; Streptophyta; Magnoliopsida; Poales; Poaceae
Product: high-affinity nitrate transporter-activating protein 2.1
Exons: 2
Coding region: 178-813 (211 amino acids)
Biological process (GO): nitrate transmembrane transport; response to nitrate
Cellular component (GO): plasma membrane
Molecular function (GO): nitrate transmembrane transporter activity
Source: RefSeq, a predicted model, not a curated record
UCGCAGCCCUGUCCGUACUCGUCCUCCAACCCAACACCGAGCUCAGAUCCCCUCGCAGGCUCGCGUCGAUCGUCUCGUCUCCGAUCCGCCAGACAGCGAGCUGCCCGUCGAGCAAGGGUCCGGUAGCCUUCGGUUAUAGAGAAGGGAUCGGCGGCGGCCUGCUACGCACGUAGCGAUAUGAUGGCCCGGCAACAAAGCGUCGACGUCCAGGCCUGCUUGUCGUCUGUGCUGGCGGCGCUUCUCUUCGCCGCCGCCUGCCUGCCGGCGCCGGCCGCCGCGGGGGUGCACCUCUCCACGCUGCCCGAGGCGCUCGCCGUCACCGCCUCCGCCAAGCCCGGCCAAGUCCUGCACGCCGGCGUGGACUCGGUGACGGUGACGUGGAGCCUGAAGAGCACGGAGCCCGCCGGCGCCGACGCGGCGUACAAGGACGUGAAGGUGAAGCUGUGCUACGCGCCGGCGAGCCAGAAGGACCGCGGGUGGCGCAAGUCCGAGGACGACCUCAGCAAGGACAAGGCGUGCCAGUUCAAGGUCACCCAGCAGGCGUACGCCGCCGCCGCCGGCGGCGGCGGCAGCUUCACGUACGUCGUCGCCCGCGACGUCCCCUCGGGCUCCUACCACCUGCGCGCCUACGCCACCGACGCGUCGGGCACCGAGGUGGCCUACGGCCAGACCAGCCCCGCCGCCGCCUUCGACGUCGCCGGCAUCACCGGCAUCCACGCCUCCCUCAAGGUCGCCGCCGGCGUCUUCUCCGCCUUCUCCGUCGUCGCGCUCGCGUUCUUCUUCGUCAUCGAGAACCGCAAGAAGAACAAGUAAAUUAAACACAAGCUGUUCUUUCCGGUCGCGCUCGCGCCGUUCAUGUAAUCGUCGUGAUGAGUUCUUUCCGGUCGUGACGUCUGUCGUUGCUCCCAUGGAUUGGUGCACGCGACUGUUUUGGUGUAUGUUACUUUCUGCAGUGUCGUGCGUGAAAAUUAUCAAAUAACUUGUACCGAUAAGUUUUCUCUGCUGCUGAUCCUGUUUCGAAUGCGAAUGGGACUCAAAAUCUAGUCUACUCGAAACUGGAUUAAUGAUUCAUUAUAUUUCCCACUUAUUACAAA